Molecule: messenger RNA, 2145 nt
Organism: Hydractinia symbiolongicarpus
Lineage: Eukaryota; Metazoa; Cnidaria; Hydrozoa; Anthoathecata; Hydractiniidae
Product: radial spoke head 1 homolog
Exons: 5
Coding region: 1-510 (169 amino acids)
Biological process (GO): axoneme assembly; spermatid development
Cellular component (GO): nucleus; motile cilium
Source: RefSeq, a predicted model, not a curated record
AUGUCUGAUGACGAAGAUUUUCCUGAGGAAGAAUUAAACCUUGGCCAUUACGAAGGCGAAAGAAAUGAAAGCGACCAAAGACAUGGAUUUGGAAAAGCUUACUUUCCAAAUGGUGACGUGUACGAAGGCGCGUAUGAAAACGGAAAACGACAUGGAAAAGGCUUGUACAAAUUUGCAAAUGGCUGUCGUUACGAUGGUUCCUAUUUAUGGAAUCGUCGUGAUGGUGAAGGUGUAAUGAUUUUUCCGGAUGGUUCUAAAUACGAAGGAAAUUGGUCCGAAGAUUGUCGUCAUGGAAAUGGAAAGUAUUAUUAUGUCAAUGGAGACACCUACGAUGGAGAGUGGUCCAAAAAUCUAAAAAAUGGUCAAGGAACGUAUACGGAUAAUCAAACCAAUUCUGAAACGAGAGGAUUUUGGCAUCAUGGAAAACUACAUGGUUUGGUAAAAAUUACACUUGGUGACCACAUUUAUGAAGGGUCAUAUGACAAAACUGCGGUAAGUUUUACCGACUAAGUGUAUUCCUUUCAUAUACCUACAAUCCCUUAUACAGUAAAUUUCUCCUCCACAUAUUGACCAUCCAAAAGCCAUGCAUGAAACGUAACUCUAUUUCUCAUUUUCGUUGCAAUUUCUUACUGUGUUCACAAAACGUGGAGUGUACUUUAGCUAAGGCUGCAAUUUCAAACAUUUCCGCUUUAGACACAUUAGUCACUUAAAACGAAAAAAGGCAUUUUAAGUUAAAAUAUUUUCACGAAAACUAAUUUCUACGAAUUUCGCGAAUUUAAUCCAUUACAAAUUUGUCUGCACGAAAAUUCCUGGACAUAUAAGUUCGCAAAAAUUCAACAUCAAGAAAUGUUUAGGAAAGCAUAAGGUAGCUACUUUUUCUUAUCUUAUUUUCUUAUCUUUUUUAGUAAAAUUUUCUUUUAUAGUUAGUAAAGUUUAUAGUCAGUCUGUGAUAUGAGCAAGUUGAAUUAAAGCUAUUUUAUUUCAAUAAAUAGGCCUAAAAAAUGACUAGUCGAUUCGCGAAAAUAUGUUUUCGCUAAAUAUCUCAAAAUGAUCGAUUCGCAAAAAUUAUUCUUGACGAAAUGCAUUUUUUCAAACCUGGCGAAAAUAAGUAUUGAGAAUUAGCCCACUUAUGGUGCAUAAACCUAUGGUCACAUCUCUGUAAUGUCUUACCUUUCAAGUCUUGUUGUACUAACUCCCCUCACAUAUUAGUGAAUACAUACACAUAUAUUUUAUCCAUAAUAAAACAUGUCACAGAUGAUAAAAAACCCUUCUAAAAUAACUUUUGCAAUUUAUCUUUCCUCUUUUUAUGUUAUUCAGAUAUCUGGUGAAGGGAAAUUUAUUUUUCCAAAAGGACACGUGGAACUUCUUGGAAGGUAUGAAGUCACUGAAAAGGUUAGUACAGCUAGUCAGAUAAUUGUAGCGAACUCUAUGUAGAUUAGGGUGUUAAUGUUAGAACGGGAUGUUAUCAAAGUUACUAGUCAUUAAAAAGAACAGGAUACAAACAUAAAACAUUGAAGUCGUUUUUAAAGUGAACCUACAUGAACUUACCAUUUCUUGAAAACGUUAAGUUAAACUUGGUACCUUUGAAUGUCCUCAUUAUAGCAAUGGUGUUAUAACUACUUUUGUGUUUGCAGCCGUUUUAUCAAUUUUGCUUUCAACAUUUUGAAUAUGUGUCAACACUAUUUUUUUUAUACAUUUGCCUUGAUUGUGCCUACGGAUUUUUCUUGCGUCUGCGUGGUAUAGGACAUUGAAAUAUGGCAAAGAUUAUGUCAAAGUACCUUAAAACGCUGUCAAAACGGUCGUAAACAAUCUGAAAAUUAAUGUGAUGUGUUGAUAGGGCCAUUAUGUUUUACGCAUUACGUAGCACAAUCUGAAAGGAUGUAUUAUUAGUGUAUUCCUUCAGAUUUAAAAUUUUUACUUAAGGUUGAGGAAAUCAGUGAAUUAGAUGAAGAAGAACCAAAGAAGAUUCGGAUUUCGACUUGGAUUACAGAACGCAUGCAACCUAUCUCGUUAACGUCAUAAAAUCUUCUAAAUCAAGCCGUCCUGUGAAAGCUCUAGACCUGUAGACUCGAGUGAAAUGGUUAAAAUGUGUUAAAAUUUGUAUUUGAAUGCAAAAGUGUUUUAAGAAAAGUUUAUACAUGGAAA